Molecule: messenger RNA, 1446 nt
Organism: Helianthus annuus (common sunflower)
Lineage: Eukaryota; Viridiplantae; Streptophyta; Magnoliopsida; Asterales; Asteraceae
Product: proline-rich protein 36-like
Exons: 1
Coding region: 1-1446 (481 amino acids)
Source: RefSeq, a predicted model, not a curated record
AUGGCAUCUUCUUCUUCUGAUAGCGGAGUGUUCGACACGAUAGACCCUAUGGCUAUUACCUCGGAUGAUGAGAUAGCCACGGACCCGGAGGUUUAUGCAUCAGACACCACGAGUACCGACGAGGAUGAUUUUCAGCCCUUUGCCCUACCGGACUUAGGAGACGACUUACCCUUAGCUGAUGGUCUAUCGGGAGAGGAUCUAUCCCUUGUCCAGAUCCCUGCCAUUCUCCCAUUUGCUGCGGUUCCCUUUGAGGAACAGCCACUUGACGCGUUAUCUGAUGAUGACAUCGAUCUAUUUAUAGAGGGUCCCCCGGAGGGAGACCAGGAUGGCGGGGCCCCGAUGGAGGACGAUGUUCCACUAGCUGAUAUCCGGGUUGUUGACCCAGUUGUUCCUGCAGUUGAGGUUCCUGCUGUUGAUGCCUUUGUUGUGCCACCUAUCGAGGCUCCUGUUGUGGAGGCCUUGCCUGAUCCGUCUGUUUCCUACUCGCUUGAGUCUGCAUCAUUCGCCACUCUUCAGGCGCAGGACGUGCAUCACUACUCCACCGACACUGAUUCAGACAUGGCGAUGUCUGCUGCACCUAUUGUUCCCCAUGACUUUGACCCAAAUCCUGAGGCUGAGUUUGUACCUACUGAGCCACCCGUUUAUCCACCAGUUGUUGAUAUCCCAGCUUCUGCACCUAUACCUGACCCUAUGCCGGUAUUUGAUGACCUUGCACCUUUUGCUACACACAUAGAUCCCAGAUAUGCGGACACCCGUAAUGGGUGGAUUGAGGAUGAUGAUGACUAUCCUCCAUUUGUUCUACCAGUCACUCCCCCUGCUGCACCUAUUUUUGCACCCGCAGAUGUCCCACAGUUUUACCCUCCCGUGUCAGACGUCCACCGCACGGAUUUACCUGUCACUUUUCUCCAGGACAUUGCUCCUCCCCGUCCAGGGAAAGGACCUUCUACUCAGCAGCACGAUCACGUACCACCUAUGACAGCAGCCUUUCCGUUUAUACCCCCUUUUACACCUGCUGCACGCACUGCUUUUUCCUCUGCACCUUCGGGCGAACCAUUUAUGUGGCCUUCGCCCAACGUCAUGCCUUUGUCAGAUCCAUAUCAUCCUUUUCAUGUUGGGUAUUCGACGGAUGAUAUACUUAUAUCCUUGCAAUUACAGCAGGAUGCGUUGACCCGACGAGUCCAGGAGCUGGAGAGGACCCCGCGUCCUCCCCCUUGUCGUUGCCAGUCUCCAUUUGCGACACCACCAGCUCCUCUCGGACUACACCCUGAUUCUGAUGUCCGCUUCCUCACCACGGACCAACAGAUUGCUUACCUGCUGCGUGGUGUCCAUGCUCUCGAGGAAGAAUUGGCGCAUUUGCGCAGAUUAGUUCUCACUCCUCCACCUCCCCCCCCCCCCACCAUCAGCUUAGGGGUAUUAGGUCUCCUGCAGAUAGGCCACUUUUGUUGA